Chironomus riparius is the source of this 796-nucleotide messenger RNA. The record is from the annotation of a GenBank genome assembly. NCBI's taxonomy places the organism in Eukaryota, Metazoa, Arthropoda, Insecta, Diptera, Chironomidae.
GUCCAUAAAAAAAGCAAAGGUAGGAAAGGAUUAUAAAAAGUUUUUCUUGUGAUUGUAUUUCCACCAGAAUUACAAAUUAAAGGAUGAGUCCCUUGAAGUUAUAUUAUUCACCGAUUUCGACGCCUUCUCGUGCUGUCUUGAUGGCAAUCCGUAACAUGAACGUUGAUGUUGAGGUUGUUACAUUAAAUCUUGGCACAGGCGAACAUAAGUCGGCUGAAUUCGCAAAGAUAAACCCUCGCAUGUGCGUUCCAACAAUUGUCGACGACAAUUUCGUUUUGUGUGAGUCGAAAGCAAUUUUAAUGUAUUUGCCACAUAAAAUGGGAAUGUGUAAAGGACGUGCAUUCUAUCCGAAAUGUGCACGACAACGUGCCUUGGUUCAUCAACGUCUACUAUUUGAUUCCGUUGAUUUCUACUCAAACAUCAGUGAUCUGGUUAAUCUGUCGUUCAGUGAUGAACCGAUUUUGACAGUCAAGCACAAAGCAGCAAUUGUUGGAGCUCUAAACGUCAUGGAAACACAAUUCUUAAAUAAUGGUGACUUUUUUGUUGGCAACAGUGCAACAAUUGCUGAUUUUGCAUUCUGCUCAUCUGUUGCUGCUCUAAUUGCAAUUGGAUUCAACAUCAAUGACGAUUAUCCGAAACUUUCUGAAUGGUACGAACGAAUGGGAACCCUCAAGGGAUUUAAUGAGCUUUCAGCUGGAGCUCAACAAACCGGAGCUAUGGUUCGAAAGGGAUUGAAAAAUUCUUUUGAUGAUUUGUAAAGCUAUUGCAUUAAAUAAAAAUUGAGAUUCUGACUCAG